This is a messenger RNA of Solea senegalensis (Senegalese sole), 1375 nucleotides long. RefSeq names its product leucine rich repeat containing 51 (gene lrrc51). Lineage: Eukaryota; Metazoa; Chordata; Actinopteri; Pleuronectiformes; Soleidae. The coding region runs from base 553 to 1095 and encodes 180 amino acids. Gene Ontology annotation, molecular function: protein binding. The transcript is spliced from 4 exons. The record is from RefSeq and is a predicted model, not a curated record.
AACCAGAAAUACAGUUUAUUUUGAUUAUAAACUCCGUGUUUAUAACGUCGACUAAUUUGACUCAGCAAACGUUAAUGCUGAUGUUGUAAUUCAAGGGCAUUCGUAAAUGUAAUCGAGUUAAACCACGAACCCAAUGACGUAGGUCUACCUGUCCGUUUCCUUGGAAACAGGUUGUUUUCUCCUGCUGGACAGACAGGUAACUUCGGUAGGUUUUAUACAUAAUUGAAGCAACCCAACGUGUAGGUGUUAUUGUUGCCUUACAUUGUGGGUAAGUGCAUCAUAUCAGUGAAUGAAUUAUAUCAUGGCAAUAACGAUUGUUAUUGUGAUAGUUGUAUGAUCUUUACCUGACUAGGUACCUGACUAGACUUUAUAUAUACAUAUAUAUGUAUGUAUAAACAUAAAGUUAUUUAUAACUAUAGCUUUGAGCUUAUGCAGGCUGCUGUAGUGUUUUUGUUGUUUUUAAAAUGAAAAUUGUCAUUUGUUGGCUCAAGUUGAAUUUCUCAUGACGGCACUGUCCUCCUAUAGGCGAGUGACAAUUCUACAGGUGUGAAAAUGAAUGGCGCUCCAGUGGAUUUAUCUUUUAAACAUAUCAGCAAUUUGACAGAUGCCUGGUCAGUAGAACCCACGAGAGGCCUGCGGCCUUUAAAGAGAAAUUCAGAGAUGAAAUACAACAGUCACUCCCUGCGUCUCAAUAACAACAACAUUGUUGACCUUGAUAAACUCCAGAUGACCAUCAACCACUUCUUGGCUGAGCCUUCACAGCUCGCCUGGCUCGACCUUUCAUUCAACAAAAUCACACACAUUGACCAUGUUCUGUGUGAGCUGCACGAGCUUCGUGUGUUGUAUCUUCAUGGUAACAGCAUUUUUAUUCUGUCAGAGGUGGACAAAUUGGGAGUGUUGCCAUAUCUACACACCAUCACUCUACACGGAAAUGCCAUAGAGGCCAACAAAUCUUACAGGAAACGUGUGAUUUCUGCUCUUCCUCGGUUAAAGACAAUGGACUUCAGUGCUGUGACACAGCAAGAGAGAGUCAUGGCAAACAUCUGGUAUCACAACAACAACCACAGGAGAAACAGCCUCGACACACUACAGUGACUGCUGGCUCAUCUGCAUCUUGUGGUGUGUUGAAAUAAUAGUCUCAUUCAAAUGACCUGUGUCCUUCAUUGACCACUGAAAAACUGAAUAUUUCGCAUGUAUUUCUAUAUGGUGUUUAUCUGCUGAAAUACACCUUAGUCCAAAAAGAAGUCCGCAUUUGAUCUAUCCAGAAGAAUCAGUGACUAUGUUUACAUUGACAGUAUUCUCUUCUUAUUAUGUACAACAUCAUAUGAAUCAUGUUUACAUUAAAAAUAGUGCAGUAAAAACAAAUUCAACAUCA